AUGCUCCGCCGCACUCUGGUCCUCGACCUGAGCACCGCCUUUGGCUUCGGCACCACCUUCGGCUACCUGUGGUGGUACGGCUACCACCUUCCCCGCGUUCGCGCUCGUGACAACUACUACACCCGCCUGGAGGCCGAGCGCGCCGCCCAGCAGGCAUAGAUAGAUCUCGAUGCGAA
This is a messenger RNA of Aspergillus saccharolyticus JOP 1030-1, 176 nucleotides long. Its product is annotated as cytochrome c oxidase subunit VIIa. The record is from RefSeq and is a predicted model, not a curated record. The transcript is spliced from 3 exons. NCBI's taxonomy places the organism in Eukaryota, Fungi, Ascomycota, Eurotiomycetes, Eurotiales, Aspergillaceae. Gene Ontology annotation, biological process: mitochondrial electron transport, cytochrome c to oxygen. Bases 1 to 159 code for a protein of 52 amino acids.